AUGAUUGCGACGUCCAGGGUUAGCGAUGGCGUGGAGGGCGGCGGACGGUCAUAUGUCUUUAGCGUGGCGUCGGUUGAUGAGGUGUUCUACGAUUACUUACAACUUCGACAAACCAUUCGCCGUCCGGGUCUAGAGGCGGAAGGCUACAUCGCGCCCGGCAUUGCCAUUUUCGUCUUCAUGGACGGCGUCUAUGCUGGUGCGGUGUAG
Messenger RNA from Saxophila tyrrhenica, 207 nucleotides. RefSeq lists its product as uncharacterized. The transcript is spliced from 3 exons. Bases 1 to 207 code for a protein of 68 amino acids. The record is from RefSeq and is a predicted model, not a curated record. NCBI's taxonomy places the organism in Eukaryota, Fungi, Ascomycota, Dothideomycetes, Mycosphaerellales, Extremaceae.